AUGAAAUUGGAGUGUUCCGGAUCUUUGGAUUUUUUGUUUUAUCCAUUUAUUGGUUAUAUAUGUAUUGUUCAUUAUUCAUCGUUGUCGGCUGAGGAUUUGAGUAGUUUUGGCACUGGAUAUAACGGUGGUCCUUUCAAAAUUGUGAAACAGCGAAAUUUGAAAGUGGGUGAUAUAUUGCAAUUUGGUAGAAAUUAUUUAAUUAUAAAUGAACUUCGACCUUCAACAUCAAAUGCAGAUGAAGUAUUUGAGGAUGAUGUAGCUGAAGCACCUUCAAAUUCAUAUUCUGUGCAAAAUAUAUUCGAGAAGAAAAAAUUCAAUAUUAGGAGUGUUUCAAAUAAAAACGAAAAAGCGAAAUUGUUUUUACUAUCAUCAGAUGAUGAAGAUGAUGAUAUAAUAGAUCAAUCGAGUUCAACAAUAUUUGCAUUCGAUACACUUCGACAAUCUUUAAAGUCCCAGUAUUAUCGAAAAGUAUCAGACAAUAUCGACCAUACAAAGUGGAUUUCAUCAAAUUAUCCAACAGGUGUUGUUUCUGAGUCAUGCGUAGUUAAGGAUGAUACGGUUCAUAACCAAGCUGAUGAUAGAUUCGUUGUAAAGUCCGUUUUUAAGUUCAAGUUAAAUGCGUAA
Dracunculus medinensis (Guinea worm) is the source of this 624-nucleotide messenger RNA. Lineage: Eukaryota; Metazoa; Nematoda; Chromadorea; Rhabditida; Dracunculidae. The record is from the annotation of a GenBank genome assembly.